This is a messenger RNA of Nasonia vitripennis (jewel wasp), 1962 nucleotides long. Its product is annotated as myosin regulatory light chain, smooth muscle. The transcript is spliced from 5 exons. NCBI's taxonomy places the organism in Eukaryota, Metazoa, Arthropoda, Insecta, Hymenoptera, Pteromalidae. The coding region runs from base 992 to 1777 and encodes 261 amino acids. Gene Ontology annotation, molecular function: calcium ion binding; myosin heavy chain binding. Gene Ontology annotation, biological process: post-embryonic development; locomotion. The record is from RefSeq and is a predicted model, not a curated record. Gene Ontology annotation, cellular component: myosin II complex; cytoplasm.
GAAGGAUCAGAUUUAUCCCUCGUUUUGUGGGAUUCUCGUAAGCUGCGCAGGUAUAAAGGCUGUAAAUCACUUGAAGGGCAGCUUCUAUUUGCAGUGUUUAUAAAAUAACAGUGAAAAAAAAAUUCAACAAAUUGCUGUAUGUAUUAUCAAGAUCGAUUUUCUAUGUGGUUCAAUGAAUAAUAAUACGCCCUUUUUUCGAAUAAAAAAAAACUCUUUUUAUGUGGCUGAAUGAAUGAUAAUACGACUUUUUUUCGAAUAAAAAAAAGUAUAGAAUUAGCCACCGAUUUCGACACGCUUGACUGCGCAUGCAAAGUUUAGAAUCCAUAAUCUUCAUUUUAUUACUUCAAUCAAGAUAUUUCAAGCCUAAAAUCGCUUCCCUAUUUACUCGACAUAAAAAGGUUGCAGCACUAAAAAUAAGUCCAAUAAAUCAAAUAAAAAGGCAUAAAUCCGUCCGAUCCGAAAAUAUCCGAAUGAAAUUGAGUAUCACACGGUUUUCAAAUAUUCGCUCGGCGAUGGCCAGCAACGCAUACAUUUUCAUCCGCGCAUUUACGCGCGUGUAGUGUAUACGCGCUAGCGGUUCGACGAUCUCGGUCACACCUGCAGUACUGUAUAGCAGCGACGUGUGCGGGAGAUACGCGACACGAUAUGUACCGGGAAAUUUAUAUGUAGCUGAAGGAGCUACAUUGAUGCAAAGCGGAAGGCUGCAGCCAAUGACCGCAAUAACUUUGGAAAGAUCUACGAUGCCCGCGCGCACGUUCGAAUAUUAAUAAAUUCAACAUGAAGGGAAGAUCAGAUCGCGUUAUAUCGCGCCUGAUCUCUUCUUAUUAAUGGGAAUCAGCUUGCAAGGUGCUAUGUGCCAUCUCUAUAUAUAAGAGGCGGCGACGUCGUUGCGCUUCUCGCCAGUGCGAUUCGAGUCUUUCACGCGUAAGAUUAUCGCCGCGUUGAAGUUUGCCAUUUUGGAAGGCCAUUUUUUAUAACUUUUUUUGAAAAAAUGCCGAAGUGGAAGAUUACGGGCAAUGUCGAGGACGUGGAAGAAAGUGAUAACAUUGCGAGUGAAGACAAGACGGACGAAGAGAAAACCGAGGAGGAGAUCAGUGUUUCUGUCAAACUGAAUUUGCCGAAACUUAAGGCUAAAAUAACAGUCGACGACGAUGCUGAGCAGGAAGGUGAAGGAAAAGCGAAAUCUGAAGAAGAUGAGCUUCCUUUGAGUGUCAUUCAGAAGAAAAAGAUGUUUCAAGGAUUGAUGAACGAAGCAAAGGAAAGAUCGAAUUCGUUCAAGUCGAAAAUUAUUUCACAAUUGUACGAGGUUUUCAAAAUGUUUGACAGUGAUCACGAUGGAUUCAUAGAUGAGAGCGAUUUGAAGUUCACUUUUACAUCAAUGGGAGAGACAGAUGUAUCGGAUGAGAAAAUCAAAGCUAUGAUAAGUGAAAGUGAAAAGCCAAUUGAUUUUCAUGCAUUUGUUGGAUUAUUCGAGUCCAAAGAGAUGGAAUUCGAUCCUGAAAUGGAGCUGUUGACAGCAUUUUACAAAUGGGAUACUAAAAGCAAUGGAUCUUUGCUGGAAGAAACCUUGAAACAAGAUCUUCAGUCUUGGGGAGAUAGAUUUUCAGAAAAGGAAGCUGGCUAUGCAUUGGAAGAAGCUCCUCUGUACGAAGAAGAUGAGAAAAAUACGAUUGAUUACGUCGAAUUCUGUGCAAAUAUUUGUGGACUGCAAAAUAUAAGGGAGAGCGAUCUAUAUCGAGAAUAUCAAGAAAAGUAUUUGAAUAAUUUGACCAAAUAGAUCUGUAACGAAAAUAGACUUUAUAAAAUCAAAAUAUUGUACAUACAGUCAGUAGAAAUUAUAUUUACAGUUCUUUUGACUAUUCUUUUGAUGUAGUUGUUUCUCGUUGAAAUUAGUGUUAAAUAAAAAUCAAGCUGCUUAUUACAAAGCUUAUACUUUUUGUAAUAAAUUCAUGAUUUGUAUAU